Messenger RNA from Folsomia candida, 1193 nucleotides. Its product is annotated as protein D2. Lineage: Eukaryota; Metazoa; Arthropoda; Collembola; Entomobryomorpha; Isotomidae. The record is from RefSeq and is a predicted model, not a curated record. The transcript is spliced from 4 exons. The coding region runs from base 363 to 836 and encodes 157 amino acids.
AAAGUAAAAUUGUUAUGGAGGUGACCUUCACCACAUCCAACAUACAUUUUGCAUUGUCAUUCCGCAACACUCAGAAAACAAACCUGUUGUGUUUGUCAUUUGUGUUGGAGAGACAUGAUUAAACCCCGUCGCACAAAAUCCUAUCGUUUCACAUUUAAUUAAGUACAACUAUUUAAAAAUAUAGGAAUCAAUAUUUGCAUUGCACAAAGUUGAAUGUACAUUUAUUCUCAAACUAUUGAAAAUCAAGGUAUAAGGUUGGAUCACGACUGAUGAUCUUAUCGUAUUAAAUAGACAAUUUGUUGCGUGUACGUGAUUGACUAUAUUCUGGAUUGAUAAGUAAUGGAUUGAUAAGUGAUAACAUAAUGGAUUGGGAAACUCCGGUCGCAAACUUUCCACUGAAAGUUGUGUAUUCUGACGGUGUUGAAGUUCAGAAUGGUAAUCGUGUCACAAGAACCCAAGCUGGAAAUAAGCCAUCCGUUUCAUGGAACGCUGAUCCCAAUAAAACGUACCUUUUGGCCAUGAUGGACCCUGAUGCUCCAUCCAGAUACUUGCCCUUUUUGGGUGAAGUUCUACACUGGAUGGUGAUCAAUGUCAAGGGAGGAAAUGUGACGAGAGGAGAGGAGGUGGUUCCAUAUGGACCACCCGGACCCCCACCGGGGCUAGGAGCACAUCGCUACGUGUUUCUUGUGUACGAGCAACCGGAACUAAUUACCGUCGAUGAACAAAUGAAAACUUCUCGUCUAGCACGAAUCCGAUAUUCAAUUCAGGAUUUUGCAAAGAAGCAUAAUCUUGGAAAUCCGGUGGCGAAGAAUUAUUUUCAAACGACUUUUUUCUAAACUAGCACCAUUACAUUAUUAUCACAAGGUAUUUAUGAAGAUGCCUUUAGACAUUAUUGUAUGCAUGUAUGUACUUAUGCACUGCCUGAAUUUACUGUUAUUGCUUUGUUAGAUCUCCUUCAAUGUCAACUUUAAUUAAAAUCUGAGGUAACCCUCAAAUAACUUGUGAAAUUAAGUAAAUUUUCAUGUUCCAGCCAUUUCAAAACGAAAUGUACAAAUUGAAUGUAUGUGUUAUAAAUUGCGUGCGCACAAAGAAAACCUUCGAAUAAUUAAUUGUUAUUCACAUUUCAAUAUCUCAAUUGCGCGAGGUUCAAUGUUAGAUGCAUCUUAAAAAUAAAUAAAAGAAAUGAUACAAAA